GGCUAACUCUCCACUAUUUAGUUAGCUUACUUGUCCAGCUCGGGAUUUAGCAAUUUACCUGACACGAACGUGUGGUGAAUAGAGCAAAAAGGAAAGGACAUGCUCACAUUGAAUUAAAACACACGUCUUUCAGAGAAACGUUGCUCCACAGCACAGGGUACUCCAGCAGCCAUGUCAGGAAUUAAAAGGAAAAUAGAAGGCAACGAUCCCGACUAUGAGGACGUUUCGCUGGUCCAAAACAGUAAAAGAAACAAAGCGGCUGAACAUAAUGCUCGAGAAGCAACAGUGCAGAAAAUUGAAACCAUCAUCAGGGAGCAGUUUUCUUUGGAAAUGAAGAACAAAGAGCAUGAAAUAGAUGUGAUAAGUCAGCGACUUAAUGAAGCCAGGAGGAUGAUGGACAAGCUGCGGGCAUGCAUAGUGGCCAAUUACUAUGCCAACGCUGGAAUUCCAAAAGUCUCAGAGCACGGCUCUAAGAGUGACCCUGCCGUGCUGAACCAUCCAGCCAUCCGCCGGUUCCUGGAGUCCCCAUCCCGUUCCUCUUCGCCUCUCAACCAGGGCUCUGAGACUCCUUCUCUGGCCCAUUCUGAGUCCGAGUCCCUCUCACAGCAAGGAGAAGGAGCUGAGAGGAACGGAGAGGGAGCAUGGCGAGACGACGGCAACAGGCAGGAGCGCAGACCUGGACGUAAUGUAGGCAAAGACACAUUUGGUGUGCCAUCGACCUUAGGAGCUGAGCAGAGGGUGACCUACCACACCACUGGAGACGAGGCCUCUAGACUCUAUGCAAAGAAGACAAUCGUAGUGGGGAAUGUAUCCAAGUACAUUCCCCCUGAUAAACGAGAAGAGAAUGACCAGUCUACCCAUAAGUGGAUGGUGUAUGUCAGAGGCUCCAGAAGAGAACCUAGCAUCGACCACUUUGUAAAGAAAGUCUGGUUCUUCUUGCAUCCCAGCUACAAACCCAAUGACCUAGUGGAAGUCAGUGAGCCUCCCUUUCAUUUAACACGUCGCGGUUGGGGUGAGUUCCCCGUGAGGAUCCAGAUCCACUUCAAAGACCCUCGCAACAAACGUAUUGACAUCAUCCACCAGUUAAAGCUCGACAGAACCUACACUGGCCUACAGACACUUGGGGCAGAAACUGUGGUUGAUGUGGAGCUUCAUAGGAAUUCUCUUGGGGAAGACUACAUCCCUCACUCCUCUUCCACCAAGGUGACUCACCGAGCAGCCAGCCCCAUGUCGGCCACCUCCCAGGCUCAGAGUUAUGGACGCUCUAGUUCUCCCAUUUCACAUGACUCCGGUAUAGACAAAGGUUUCAUCAAAGCAGAGAUGGGGAGACCAGCAGGUGGUCAUAGCACAGGCCUCACUGCUGGUGAACGCACUCCAACACGACCCAAAGCUAGUGAUAGGGUCACUCUUGGUUCCCAUGGCAACUCCGCCUUCCAGCCUAUCACAGCAAGCUGUAAGAUUGUCCCCCAGGGACAGCCGCCCAGUCCUGCGGAGUCUCCCGGGAAAUCAUUCCAACCAAUCACCAUGAGCUGUAAAAUUGUUUCAGGGUCGCCGAUCUCCACACCGAGCCACUCUCCGCUGCCCCGCACACCCACCACCUCCACCCCUGUCCACAGCAAGCAGAGCUCUUCCUCUGUGCUCAACAAUCCUUACAUCAUUGUUGACAAACCAGGCCAGGUGAUCGGCAUAGCUGCCUCAUCUGCUGCCUCCACAGGAAGCCCCUCCACCAAACAGUCUGCUGCUCAAGGCACUCGUUCUCCAGCGCCUAAAGUUCACACUGGCACCUUCCUCUCCUCAGGGGUGAAGGUUAUUAUCAAGCAGGAGCCAGGGGAAGUUUCAGCACAGCAACAGCAGAUGGUUUCCACAGUAACCAGCCAGCAGCAACCUGCUGCUACAGCAGCGCACCAGUUUGUCGCAGUGAAGGGAGGUCACAUGAUCUCCAUGUCGGCCCAGAAACAGGCCGGAGGGGCCACAGGGGCGACAACUGGCAAGAUGUUAGGUAUUCCUGUUAGCUCAACACUUCAGUCUUCGGUCAAACAGGUUGCUAUCAGCAGCGGACAGAUCCUGGUUGCCAAGGGCAACCCUUCUGUCUCAAAGGUGAUGGGUGGGAAGCAAGUUUUGGCUCAGGGAGUCGCUAAAGCCAUUGUCAGUGGAGCCAGUGGCAUCUCUGGUCAACAGGCUGCUGCCAAGGCGGCUGGAGGUUCAAGUGGAAAAAGUGGAGUGAUGGCUACGCUUCAGCUGCCAGCCAACAAUCUGGCCAAUCUGGCCAAUUUGCCUCCAGGCACCAAACUCUACCUGACAACCAACAGUAAAAACCCCUCAGGGAAGGGAAAGCUGCUUCUCAUCCCACAGGGAGCUAUACUCCGAGCCUCCAGUGCAAGUCAGCAGUCUCAGAGCAGCUCGUCAGCAGGCACUGGUGGCUCUCAGAACUCCUCCUCCUCUUCCUCUUCAAGCAGUCUGCCUUCCAACCUCUCCUACACGUCCUAUAUCCUUAAACAGACCCCACAGGGCACGUUUCUGGUUGGCCAGCCAGCACAGGGUUCAGGGAAGCAGGGGGGUUCCAGUUCGGCAGGUCAUGCAGCAUCAUCUCCAGCAGCUGUUUCGCAGCAGGCUAUUCGGGUCACAGCUGGACAGAAGGCAGCCAUCCUGGCCCAGGUAGUGGGCGGCGCCCAGGGUGCACAGGUGAAGUUGUCUGACGGCUCCGUUAAGACAGUCACAGCAGCCGGAGCAGGCCACUUGUCCAAGCCGGGUACCACCACAUUGAGGAUGACUGGUGGAGUCAUCACUGCUGCUAGUUCCACCCCCGGCUCUGUCAGCGCCGCCGCAGCAGCAGCAGCAGCCCAACAACAGACUGCUGAUGGUGGGAAGUCUGCAUCUCAGCACCACUCACUCCUGGUGGCUGCCAACCAAGCAGCAGUAAUCAGCGCAGCCAAGAACGCCAGCGCUGCUGCAGGCGGCAGCUUGUCGAAGACAGCUGUGGCCUCCUUGGUCAAGGGGGCUGGCAGCUCUGCCACAAUGACAAAGAGUGCUGUGGGCUCAACUGGUGCCGUAGUAACAGUAGCAAAAGGGAUCACCAAUAUGCCCGUCAUUAGCAUGUCCAAGGGGGCUGGGGUGGGGACUGUCGUGGGUGUUCCCAAAAGCAGCGGCACGUCGUUGGUUAAUGCAGCCUCAUUAGUCAGCGGGGUGGCAGCCGGAGGAGGGAAGACAGGAGCUGCUCUGUCAGGUAUGCUGAAGAUCCACUCUGGAGGUUCCAGCUCCCAGCAGACAGUCUUAACCAUUCCUGCUAACCAGCUCAAGCAGCUGGGGGUUGGCACUGGGUCUGGUGGGCUGCAGACCAUAUUCAUGCCUGUUGGGAAAGUAGUGUCUAAAGGCCCAGUCUCCAGUACUCCUUCCUCCUCCUCUUCCACCACCCCUGGAGCACCUGGAGCUGGAGCCUCCCCAAGUCCUGCCAGUCAGGCCUCCCCCUCCCUUGCCCUGCCUCUGGCACAAGUGAAGACAGAGCCAGGUGCUGGCACAGCCGUCACAGCUGGUCCGUCUCCCCCGGUGACUGCUCCUGCCCCCCCUUCUGUCCACGUCGCCUCUGCAGCUACGACUGUCAAGCAGGAACAAGGGGCAGAUAGCGCUACGCAUGACCUCAUCAACACUGAGCACAUAGAAACCAUGAUGCAGCUGCUGACAGCCGUGGUGAAGAAAUUCCCUCUGAUUGUGCCAGAUAAGACCGAAGACUCCCAUCCGUUUUGUGCCUCUUCGACGGAGCAGUAUUAUUCCUGGAAUAUUGGCAAGCGCAGAGCAUCGGAGCUUCAGCGAGCAGUGGCAGUGAAGCGGGUUGUCCAGGACGUGUUGGACCGCUCACCCCGCCUGCAGGCCCUCACUCCCCCAAAAACCAGAGAGGUGGUGCAGUGGUGCCGACAGAGGGGCUACACGCCACCUGACCCCGAGCCCCAAAACAAGAACGAUGACGAGUCCAUCGAGGACAUUCUCACACAAAUAGACAAUGAGCCUGAGUGCCCAUCGACCCUGAGUACCUGCGAUGAGCUGUUGUUGAGGCUGGAGCAGAUGCAAGCUCUGCUGAAAACAGAACCAGAGGAGGCGGACGAUGAAAUAGUCGACAUUGUCACUGUGACUCCUCCCUGCCAGAAACUAAAGGUCAAAGAGGAGGAGCCAGAAGCUGACGUGGAGCCCAAAUUCUUCCUGGGCCCCUGCACGUCCACCCAGUUCGUCAGUGAAACAGCUCAGCAGAUCGGAGUAACCUACCAGCCAGUGGAGGUGGAGAAGAACGUGUUCGCUCCAGUAGUCGAGGCAAUGAUUCUGAAGGCUACCGAACAGUUUGCCAGUGACAUCCUGAGAGAAGCUCUGGCUGGGGCCUAUGCCAAAUCCCCUCCAAACAGAGCGCCCAGAGAGAUCACAGCCAUGAACAUCCACCAGGCGGUCAGUAGUAUCCCCACCUGCGACUUCCUCACCAACACACACAUGGGUUACCUGACUAAGGACAAGUGAUACCGACUGGUAGCUGAAUCACUUAGAGAGAUGAGGACUAUCUGAACUGCUGGCCGUGACAAAGAGACUCUUGCUCUUGGAACUGACAGCGCUCCUGUGCAAAUAUUCGCACCCAGAUGUAGUCCUGUUGCCUCAGGUUGCGCAGUAAUAACUAAUGCACUGUAUUCAUUAACUUGAUCAUAGAAGGGCUCAGCUUGCUUCUCAAAGCAGCUGCACAGCAUCAGAAUAUCAAUUGUUUCUAAUACUCUGGAUAUGUUGUAACAUUUUAGUCCAAAUGUGUGGAGAGAAGCGCCAUUGUGGGGCUCGUGUUAUUUGAUUUGGAGAGGCUGUUGUGGCUCUUGCUUACCUCAUAACAAGAUUAUUUUAAUGAAGUGUUUCCUGCCAGACAGCCAGCAUCUCAUCGGGGAAAUGACGCCUGAGUGACUUACAGGGCUAAAUUAUAACAUCAGACAGCUGUCCCCCUCCUGCAUACUCCCACCUUGCUGUCACAGCCCUUGAAUUUAUAAGAAUCGUUUUUUUUUUGCAGCUGAGGCGAACCACAGAUUUACAGCGAUUUGGAAACACUGAUCAGCAUCUGAGUGUUUUCCAUCAGUCAGCGGGCACUUUGGAUGUAGCAAACAGAGUGUUUCUUCCAAAAGUGCAGUUGCCGUGGCAACCAAUGAUCGUCAUUACCAACAUGCUUGGAUGUGUUUCAGUGUUACCUGGCAGAGGUAAUUAUGGGUCUUUGCAGAACAAACAAUGCGGGAAGUGGCUGUGUUCUAGAGCGUUUCAUAGACGGAUAACGGCACCGAGGCCUUCAUUAAGUCUCUCGAAAAAAAUCUCAUGUCUCCUUAGGAUAAAGGUAGUGGUGAACUCAGCAGAUCAUUGUGUCAUUGUGAUUCCAGGACGCUCUUAAUAUUUAUCUUUUUCUUCAUGACCCAGGUCUAGCAGCCCUUUGAAGUGCUUUUAAGUGUUCUGUUUAACAACCGUAAUGUAUCUUAUCAUGUAAUGUAUAGUGUAUAUGAAGUAUGGUGUUUUCAAAUACUGUUUAUUUUUUUAUCUAAUAUCAACACCUGCGAACAGUGAUGCCCUAACAGUAGUGAGUGUGUUUAUAUGAAUAUGUGUGGUUAUUGGAUGUAGUCCCCCCCCUCCCCCCCACUGAAGUCAGUGCAUUUGAUGGUAAGUGAAUGCUAGUGCGUGUUUUUUGUCAGUUGAUUCCAAUAAGGCUGUGUCGUCUUGGUAAUUCUCUUUAAUGUGGAGCUUUGCAUUAUGUUAAUGUGUGGAUGACUGGACAAGUGAAUGUGUUCGGGGCUGAGUGGAUAUAAUGCCUGUUCAACCAAAUCAAUUAGUGUAGAAGAUACCUAAAUAUUGUAUUUUCAUGUUUCGGUGCAAACCAAAAGUAUAAUCAAUAUUCUUAUAAUAAACUUGGAAAAAAACAUUUCUUGCAAACCUGA
Stegastes partitus (bicolor damselfish) is the source of this 5930-nucleotide messenger RNA. RefSeq names its product YEATS domain containing 2 (gene yeats2). Lineage: Eukaryota; Metazoa; Chordata; Actinopteri; Pomacentridae. The transcript has 30 exons. Gene Ontology annotation, biological process: regulation of DNA-templated transcription. The record is from RefSeq and is a predicted model, not a curated record. Bases 172 to 4497 code for a protein of 1441 amino acids.